UCCGCCAUUUUAGAAUUUGCCCAAGAACACACAACACGGUCGCUGUCGUAGUGUACGCUAAGAAAUAGGGACAAAGAACACAUUUUAUACACGCUAUUAUUUCAAUCGAUUACACUUUCAUUUUCGCGUUUAGUCUUUUACAUUUUUUUCCGGGUGGAGCAAGAUGCCGAGCCACCCACUUCGCGUAGCGGUGGUGUGCUCGAGCAACCAGAACCGCAGCAUGGAAGCUCACAACAUCCUCAGCAAGCGUGGGUUUGACGUAAGGUCAUUUGGAACCGGCUCACAUGUGAAAUUGCCAGGUCCUGCUCCGGACAAGCCCAACGUGUAUGACUUCAAAAUCACUUACGAGCAGAUGUACAGCGAUCUGGUCCGCAAAGACAAAGACUUAUACACACAAAAUGGAAUCCUCCACAUGCUGGACCGUAACAAGCGCAUCAAGUCUCGGCCGGAGAGGUUCCAGAACUGCAAAGACCAGUUUGACCUGGUCAUCACCUGUGAAGAGAGGGUCUACGAUCAGGUGCUGGAGGACCUGAGCUCUCGUGAGCAGGAGUCGUUCCAGCCGGUGCAUGUGAUCAACGUGGACAUCCAGGAUAACCACGAGGAGGCCACGCUCGGAGCCUUCCUCAUCUGCGAGCUUUGCCAGUGUAUCCAGCACACGGAUGACAUGGAGAACGAGAUGGACGAGCUGCUCCAGGAGUUUGAGGAGAAGAGCGGGCGGCCGUUCCUGCACACAGUCUGCUUCUACUGAGCCGCGCCGUGCCGUGCAGAGCCGAGCGGAUCCGAGCUGAGCGGAUCAGAGCAGCGGGCUGCUCCCUCCCCAGUACUGUGAUGUGAUGUGCUCUGCCGUCACGUCACUGCACUGUCUGCCCCCCCCACCAAAGUCACACAUUCACGCCAUAUUUACACACACACAAACACAGUACAGAACUGUUGGGCAGGGGGUAGUAGGGCUUACUCACGAUGCAACAGCAUCACCCCCCUCCUUUUACCAUGCCUGCUGCCUUGCAAUGACCUCUGCCCCCUUUCAAGGGCACCAGAAAAGCUUUGCACCCCUCCUCCUCCUCCUCCACCUCCAACACCAGUAACCUUGUGCUCCAGGGAGCCAAGGACGGGCAUGGUCACUCACAUGCACCUGACCCGUGUUCCCAUAGCAAGUGAGGUGGCAUUUAAUGGUUUUAGUUGUUUUUCUUCUUCUUGGUUGGAGGAGUUUCCUGUACAAUGAUAAGAUGCAUAGGUACAGACCUACCUACUGUAGGAAUGCAAGGGCAGGGUGCCGAGCAGUGACAAGGUGGCUCCUUUUUUACCUACUCUUGCACCCUCUGUCACUUGAAACCCCCACCCCCACCUCCCCCCUUCAGCCACACAUCACUGCUCAGUGAUGCCUUCAGUGGGUGAGGGACGCACGCACGCACGCACGCACGCAGGCAGGCAGGCAGGCAUGCAGGGGGAGCAUUGCUGUGUAGAGGUGGGGUGGGUGGGGGUGUAUGACAUCCCAUAUCCUGGUCCCCCCUCUCCGCUCUCUAGCAAUUAACAAGGUUACGGGUCACCUCAUUCUAAUCCCCAACCUCUGGCCCCUGCGACUCUCCAUCACCCCCCUGUGACAUGGACAAGGCCAUUAACAUGGCAGAUACCCCUUCUCCAUCCCCUCUUCUCUCUCUUCCCUUCUUUUCUCCCUCUUCAUCUUCGGUCCCUCUCAUUUCUCCUCUGUGCUCCCCCUCCUGAAGAGCGAUAGGUUUACUGUAAGUACUACAAGUGUAAUAAUCCAUUUUCAUUUCUUUUUUCUAUUUUGUUUUAAUUCUUUUCUUUUAUUAUAUAUAUACUUUUUUGCCUUGUCACGUAUGUGUGAUGCCCUGGGAUGUGCAACAUGAAAAAACAAGAUGAGCAGAGGUGUAGUUUUUUUCUAUUCCAUUGUGUGCUUGUGUUGUGUGAGAACGACCUUCUAGCUGACUGAUGUAGGGUUUUAAUGCAAGUGUGCGUGCAUGUGUGAGUGAGACUCUCGCAGGUUAUUAUUGAGGAGGAUUUAGUUGUUGAUCCAAAUGGUGACAGGCAUUGAUAGAAAUGAUGGAAACUUUAUAAUUAUAUUAUUGCAAUGUUUUGAUAAAUUCUUUAAACAUCAGAUUUGUUAUCUGCUCAGGGGGGAGAUAGAUUUGUUUUGUUUUUUUGUCUGUCCUUUUUUUGUAUAUUUAGCAAGACUACAAAAAAAAAAUAUUGAGUUCAUUGCAAACUGAGAGCUCAGUCCAGAGUGCCUGAAAUUCUUUAUGUAAAUAAUGAAUCUGAUAAUGGAAUAAAUGUCAAAAAAAAGCAAAAUAA
This is a messenger RNA of Engraulis encrasicolus (European anchovy), 2310 nucleotides long. It is a transcript of the gene ssu72, whose product is annotated as SSU72 homolog, RNA polymerase II CTD phosphatase. Gene Ontology annotation, molecular function: RNA polymerase II CTD heptapeptide repeat phosphatase activity. Gene Ontology annotation, biological process: termination of RNA polymerase II transcription. The record is from RefSeq and is a predicted model, not a curated record. Lineage: Eukaryota; Metazoa; Chordata; Actinopteri; Clupeiformes; Engraulidae. Gene Ontology annotation, cellular component: mRNA cleavage and polyadenylation specificity factor complex; nucleus. Bases 164 to 748 code for a protein of 194 amino acids. The transcript is spliced from 5 exons.